AUGUGCUCACUUGCUCGCCCAGUCGCACAGCCUCUCGACUCUUGGACCUUGAUUCUUGGACCUUGGUGCCAACACCUCGACAAACAUAUCGUGCCUUGACACCCUCGCUACAUAUCAGAGACGCAGCCGCCUUGCAUUGAUAUCUGGACUUCGACGUAAACUCUGACUACUCUGGAUUGACAAAUAUCAAAUCAUCGUCAUCGGUCCUUGUUGCAAACACAAUAAAACAUACCCACCAAUUGUUCCAGGAAGACAUCACAUCGACGCCGACAUGAGUAAGGGAUUUGAACGUGAUCACCUCCGGAUCUUACUGGACGGCGAAACGGCUCAGCAAACAGAUCAACCAACACAUUACUUCACACCUGGGCAGCUGAUCAAAGGCACGGCUACCUAUUCACCUUCAUCAGAAGUCAAAGUCGAUGUCAUGACCGUCGUCUUUAAAGCGACUCUAUACAUUGGUCUGAAAGAUAACGGUCAAGCCUCAUAUGGAUGCGUCCGCACUCAAAACCAAAACCUCUUCCGCUAUGAAAAGCUCAUCUUCCAAGGACCGCAUAAGCUAUCACCCCGAACUCAUGAAUGGCCAUUUGAGUUCGAAUUGCCAGGAUCGAUAAAAGUGCCUUUUGCAACAGGUCCUCAAGCAAUUCCUCCAACUUGGGAUGUGUUGCCAUCUGUCAGAGUGAUAUAUUCACUACGACUAAGUGUAAACCCAAACUCGAGGACUCGCUACAUGGAUCUUGAGCGUCCCAUCAAUGUCUGGCCUUUCCAACACAUAGAGCUGCCACUUCCAACAUACGCAACCCAACCGCUUAUCGAUUCGACCCAAACUCCUGGCCCCAAAUCAGCACUCACCAGACGACGCUCCUCUGCGGUCAACACCAAUACACCAAACCUCAAUGUCAGCAUAAGCAUCCCCAGCGCUCUAGGAGCAUGGCAGAACUUCUCCGUCCAACUCCUCUGCAACGGCACCUCCGACGCAGAAUACACCCUCAACACCUGCGAACUAGCACUAAAAGCACACGCAACCUACGGCGCAACAGAAACACCCACACCUACACCACCACCCCGCCGUCCCUCUAACACCGAAAUCCUCCGCCGCAUCUCCAGCACAGAUAUCAUGUCACGCCGUCGUUCCAACACCGAAACCGCAAGACGCACUUCCAACGCCGAAGCCCCUGCACCCGCACCAAAAGAACUUUUCCAAAUCUGCAAAUUCAAACUGUUGGGUAGAGGAUUACAGAUUCCACUGGACAAUACGCAUAUAACCAUCAAACGAGACAUGCGACUCAUCGACAUGACAAGAGGCGACGCUUCCAUCUUGGCACCUACAUUUGGAAUCAGUCAUUUCAGAUUAAACUAUAUCAUGGACGUAUGCGUGCAGAUGACUGAUGCAAAGACUGGGGCUGUUAUUGAGAGGAGGGGAGAAGUGCCGUUGGAGAUCUUGCCUGGUGGGUUGGUGGAGGAAGGGAGGGAUGAUGAUGCGCCGCCUGCUUUCCAUGAGGUUGCUAGUCCGCCUGGUUAUGAAGAGGGAGUUGGCGAGGCAGGGAUUUGGGAGGGUUUGUAUAGGAGUCCGGCGUAUACGGUUACUGCUUAGUGGUAGUGAGGAU
This is a messenger RNA of Aureobasidium pullulans EXF-150, 1604 nucleotides long. RefSeq lists its product as uncharacterized. Lineage: Eukaryota; Fungi; Ascomycota; Dothideomycetes; Dothideales; Saccotheciaceae. The coding region runs from base 272 to 1591 and encodes 439 amino acids. The transcript has a single exon. The record is from RefSeq and is a predicted model, not a curated record.